Planococcus citri (citrus mealybug) is the source of this 1673-nucleotide messenger RNA. RefSeq names its product U3 small nuclear riboprotein factor 55K (gene U3-55K). The transcript is spliced from 2 exons. NCBI's taxonomy places the organism in Eukaryota, Metazoa, Arthropoda, Insecta, Hemiptera, Pseudococcidae. Gene Ontology annotation, cellular component: small-subunit processome. Bases 243 to 1619 code for a protein of 458 amino acids. The record is from RefSeq and is a predicted model, not a curated record. Gene Ontology annotation, molecular function: protein binding; U3 snoRNA binding.
UGACGCUAUCAACAAAAACAAAAUUACACACAGGCACGUGUUUAAACUUUUGAAUUUAAAAUCCUUUUUUUUCUCAAAAGAACGAAUAAUUCGUAAUAAUUAUGUGAAAAAGUGACUUCAGAAGAAUUUUGUGAAUUUAGCUAAUGUCCAACACUCGCUAAAUUCCAAUAAUCAGCUAUCGAAUCCGUUGGUACUUCGUACACUGAACCUGUGCUUCACACAAUCAAUUUUCAAGCUUCGCAAUGCCCUUUUUCAUUCGAAAAGCUGCUAAAAGAAAAAACCAAGAUGAUGGAAAGCGCUCGAAAAAAACCAAAAAAAAAGAACCCCCACCUAAGAAAGAUGAAGAGGUGGUUGAAAGCGAAUCCGACGACGACAUUUCCAUCGAACCAGAUGUCUCAUCCGAAGACGAAGAUAAAUAUCUGACAGCUCAAGAGAAGAAAGUGAAAAUAGCGCAAAAAUACCUCGCAGAUGUUCAGAAAGAAGAAAUAGAAAAACUCGAAAAUUUCGACGACGUCAGCGAUCACGUUUUGAAAAAAUUGAAACACGAUGAACUGGAAAAAGCUGGUAAAUUGAAGAAAAAACUAGCCGAUCAUAUAAAAUUAUCAAAAGAUAAGAAAUUAUUAACGUGCAAACAGCACAAAUUAAGCAUAACUUGUAUAGCUGUCUCGUCAGAUAACAAAUACCUGUAUUCUUCGUCGAAAGAUUACUCGAUUGUUAAAUGGUCUCUAGAGAGUUUCACCAAAUUGAUCUUCAAGUGUUUAAAAUUCAAGAAAAACAGCACUGAUCCAAGACAAGACUAUCACAACUGCCUUAUUAAUUGUUUAGCCAUUUCACGCGACGAUAAACAUCUCGUUUCCGGAGAUGAGAAAGGUAAUAUUCGCAUUUGGGAUACUGAAACGUUGAAUCAUAUACGUGUAUUCAAAGACCACAAAAAGGCAGUUACCGGAUUAGCUAUUUGUCGAGAUACGAAUUAUCUAUUCAGUACGUCGAAAGAUUUAUUAGUCAAGUGUUGGAAUUUAAACGAAAUGGGUUACAUGGAAACACUAUUCGGACACCAAGCUGAAGUAACAUCUGUCGAUAUUAUUAAUGAAAAUCGCGUCCUCACAGCCGGUGGUACGGAUAAAACCAUCAGAUUAUGGAAAAUUCAAGAAGAAUCGCAUCUUAUUUUCAAUGCUCCUACAUGCUGUGUGGAAAUAGUCCGUAAACUAGACGACGGAUUCUUCGUAUCUGGUGGCGACGAUGGUAGUUUGUGUUUAUGGGGUACAUUGAAAAAGAAACCUUUACACGUGAUAAACGCUGCUCACGGUUUAGAUCCAAUCAACAAACAACCCAACUGGAUAACCGCUAUAGCGGUUUUACCGAAUUCAGAUUUAAUAGCAUCCGGCUCCUGUGAUAAUAAUAUUCGAUUAUGGAAAUGGAAUCAAACAGUUAAGUCAAUAAUUCCUUUGAAUAACAUCGAGAUUCCAGGCUUCGUGAAUGCUAUUCAGUUCACUUCUGACGGACAUUAUUUAAUAGCUGGAAUAGGAAAAGAGCAUCGAUUAGGCAGAUGGCAAAACAUACAGCAAGCUAAAAAUUCUAUCAUUUGUAUACAGAUAAUGAAAAUCAACGGACUUAAUUAAUUUAUUAUAGAUUGUUGUCGUUUUUUUUAUGAAUAAUACUUUUCAUUUCACGUG